UCUAUCUCUCUCCCGCCCAACGCUCCAUCGUGUUUUUUAUCGCCCUUUCCCCUUCCUCUUCCUCUCCUCCUCUAAACCCUAGCUAGGGUUUGGGUUUGAUCGGCUCUCCCCCAUCGACGCCAUGGACGCGGAGGAUCUCCCCUCCCCCAUCCCCCUCGCGAUCCUCGAACCCGUCGAGCCCUUCGAACCCUACUCCGAUUCCUCCUCCUCCUCCUCCUCCCGCAGAAGCGGCGAUCCCCCGUCUCCGGCCGCGGCGGAGCGUCGCCGACCCCCUCGGAGCAAUGCGGAGCCGAUCGACCCCAAUGGCGCCCUCCGGAGGUCGCCUAGGUUUUCCCGGAGCGGAGCGCGAGCUCCGAGCUCGCCGCAGAGUGGCUCCUCGAGGGGAUCGCGGAGAUCCCCGAGAACCCUAGCGAUCCUCGACCCCUUCGAUGGGGAUUCCUCUAAGAGCGAAGGGGAUCCGGUCGGCAACAAUGGCGUCCUCCGGAGGUCCCCUAGGCUUCUCGAGAACGGAGCGUCGGCUCCGAGAUCGGCGGGAAAUGGCCCCAAUUCCGCCUCUAGAAGUUCCGGUCCCCUCUCCGCUCUUCCCUCACCGAAGGCUCGACGCCGAUCCUCGACAGAUCCGUCCGAGAACAAUGGAGAUUUGGUCCAAAGCAAUGGCUCCCUCCGGAGGUCGCCGAGGUUUCUCAAUGCCGAAGCAUCGGCUCCGUCGGCUGGAAAUAGCUUCUCGAGGAGAUCGCGGAGAACACUCCCCCGCCCCUCUCAAAAUUCGUCCAAGGACAAUGGGGCUAUAGUCCAAGCCAAUUCCCACCAGAGAUCGCCUAGGUUUCUCAAGGACGGAGUAUUGGCUCUAACCUCACCAGGGAAUGGCUCUUUGCGGCUAUCCCCAAGAACCCUUGCAAUCCUCAAGCCCCUGGUGCCCUGCUCCAUGUCCCCUUCGAGAAGCCCUUUGAAUCCGUCCAUGGACAAUGAGGCUAUAUUGGUCCACAUUAAUGGCCCUAGGUUUCUCAAGAGCGGAGCACAAGCUCCGAGCUUGGGCGAAAACGGGUCCUUGAGGCGAUCGCCGAGGUUCUCUACUGCAGAGAGUUCUCCCUGCUCCAUUACGACGAGAAGCAAUGGCAAUCAAACGGCGCCAUCGAAGUCGCUGGCUUUGCCGCCUCCGAAAAAGCUGAGAGUGGGAUUGGGGACAGCAGCAGCUCCGGUGGGUUCUUCAGAGCUGAAGGAUGCUAAUGGCGAUUGCUUCUUUGUAGGGGAUCCGGUGUCGGAUGAGGAAGCGAGGAGGAGGUGGCCUCACCACUAUGUGAACAAGGGUAAAGGGAGCAAUAAUCGAAGAGCUGCUAAUGAUGAUGAUGCCGAUGAUAUUAUUUUAGAUGUAAAAUUUCAUUUCUUGCAAGCAAGUGUAUGUGGGUGUAUUUUGAGCAUUGGGGAUUGUGCAUAUGUGAAAGGUCCAAAGGGUAAACCAGAUUAUAUAGGCAGGAUCUUGGAGUUUUUUGAAACAACAGGAGGAAUCUAUUAUUGUACAGUUCAAUGGUUUUUCAGAGCCGAAGAUACUGUCAUUAAAGAGCAAGCGACGUCCCAUGACAAGAAGCGGCUUUUCUACUCGGACCUAAAAAAUGACAAUCUACUAGAUUGCAUUGUUUCCAAAGCCAAUGUUGUACAAGUUUCUCCUACUGUUGACUUGAAGUCCAAAUCAAUUCCUUCAUACUAUUUUUACUAUGACAUGAAGUACUCUGUAGAGUAUAGUACAUUCAGUACUAUGACAAUGUAUGAUUCAGAAGAAAAUGGUCAUACGGCCUUAUCCAGUUUGUCUAGUACAAAUAGUAUCAAUGGCAUAACAAGAAAGCCAUUCCCUAAUAAAAAGCAUGAGAAUCAGGCAUCAAAAGACAUGGAGCUAACUUUAUUAGAUCUUUUUUGUGGGUGUGGUGGGAUGUCCACUGGUCUCUCUCUGGGAGCAUGCACUGCUGGUGUGAAUCUUGUGGCGAGAUGGGCUGUUGAUUCUGAAGAAGCUGCAUGCAAAAGCUUGAAACUAAAUCAUCCAGAGACUCUGGUCAGGAACGAGACUGCUGUUGAUUUUCUUGAUCUAUUGAAGGCAUGGGAGAAGCUCUGUGAAAAGUAUGUAAGGCAUGGUAAAGCAAAGAGCUCAAAUUCAAAUGUAAGGGCUCCUAGAAAGGACAACGGAGAUGAUUCUUCAUCUUCGGAAUCUGAUGAAGAAUUUGUGGUAUCAAAGCUAGUUGAUAUCUGUUAUGGUGAUCCCACUAACGUUGGAAAGCGUGGUUUAAAAUUUAAGGUUCGUUGGAAGGGCUACAGUUAUAAUGAAGACACAUGGGAGCCUAUUGAAGGACUAAGCAACUGUGAAGAAGCAAUACGGGAUUUUGUAAUUGAAGGAUUCAAGUCUAAGAUUUUGCCACUCCCUGGUGAUGUCGAUGUCAUUUGUGGGGGCCCACCAUGCCAAGGUAUCAGCGGAUAUAAUCGCUAUAGGAAUUUUGAGGCACCACUGGAUGAUGAAAAAAACCGCCAAGUCAUUGUCUUCAUGGACAUUGUGCAAUUUUUGAAGCCAAAAUAUGUUUUGAUGGAAAAUGUUCUUGAUAUUUUAAAAUUUGCCAAGGCCACAGUUGCUAGAUAUGCUUUAGGCCGUCUGGUUAGUAUGCGUUACCAAGCAAGGCUAGGAAUCAUGGCUGCUGGUUGUUAUGGCCUCCCACAAUUUCGCUUGCGUGUAUUUUUGUGGGGGUGUCAGCCUAACGAGAAACUACCCCAAUUUCCGCUUCCUACACAUGAAGUAAUUGAAAAGUAUGGUUCUCCAUUAGAAUUUGAGCGAAACCUAGUUGGGUAUGAUGAGGGCAAACCCAGGCAGUUAGAAAAAGCACUUGUUCUAGAAGAUAUUCUUUCUGAUCUUCCAGCAGUAACAGACAAGGAAGAUCGUGAGCAGAUGCCAUAUCAAAAGGAACCUCAAACAGAGUUUCAAAGAUACAUCCGGGAACCUAAGACUGCCAGUGGACUAAAAGGUUCUCAAUCUUUGCUGUACGACCAUCGCCCUUUACAGCUUGGCGAGAAUGACUACUUGCGAGUUUGCCAAGUUCCUAAAAGAAAGGGAGCUAAUUUUAGAGACCUCCGCGGUCUCGUAGUUGGUCCUGACAACACCGUGCAGUUAGAUCCUGCAAUGGAACGAGUAUUAUUACCAUCAGGGAGGCCACUGAUUCCAGAUUGUGCCUUGCGCUAUGAGAAUGGAAAGUCUAUAAGACCUUAUGCACGACUUUGGUGGGAUGAGGUAGUGGCAACUGUGCUGACGAUAUCAAACCCUCGUAUGCAAGCCAUACUACAUCCCGAGCAAGACCGGAUACUCACCAUUCGAGAAAAUGCAAGAUUGCAAGGUUUUCCUGACUAUUAUAGAUUCCACGGGUCCAUUAAAGACAGGUAUCGCCAAGUUGGAAAUGCCGUGGCUAUUCCGGUAGGCCGAGCACUGGGAUAUGCCUUGGCAAUGGCGUGGCUUGGGAAGAGCGGAGACAGAGCCCUAAUGACCCUUCCCCCUAAUUUUGCUUUCUCUAACGAAAUCCAGGAUAUCUCGGAGUCCCUCCAUCUUUCCGUAGCUCCAGAAUCCGAACCUUAACCUCUCUUGACCCAAUUCAAUUCAAUGCGGCAAAACCCAAAUCCCAUUUCCCAUAUAAAUUUUCUUCCCAUUGUUGUUCCUACAUUUUCAAUCAUCUGCCAUCCUGCCCUGUUGUACCAUUUUCCCCUGUAAACUAGUUUCAGUAAAAACCUAACCCUAAGUUGUUCCGGAGGAAUAAAUGGAUGUGAACCCCUCGCCGAUAUCCUUUUUCCUGAAUCUAAGCUAUUCAAGCAUAAAUCGAGCCUUCAUCCUCUUAUUCCUCAUCUGAUAAUCUCCAUCGACCUAAGAAUUCGAUCGCUUCCACCAACAACAAUGCUCCUGGAUCUGCUCUGGCCGACAAAAUAACAGGAAUAACUCGAGGUUCAAAUUUGGCCAGCUUUGUGAUGUUUCUCCGGUUCUUCGUAAGAAUCAAACUUGUUGUAUAAUGUCUCCGAGGAAGCGCUCGAGGUGCCCUUCGACACUCUCUCCCCUAAUUGAUUUUUGUAUAAGCAUAGGCAGCAGAUGGUGGUGAGGCUUAGAAGGAACUUUUGUAAGGUAAUGUUAUUCGAGCAUAUUCGAUUUAGUCGAUUAUUUGCCGCAUGUGUAGGAAACAGUGAACUGAUUGCCGCAUUGUGUGUUAAGAAACAAGCAGCUUAUCCAAACUGCAUCUUCUGCUUGUUUUGUUUUGUUUAUGGUUUUAAAUUGUGGUAUGUUUCUAUGCUCUGAUGGUUUUAAAUUGUUUUAAAUUGUUUGUCAUAAGGGGGCUACUUGUUUUAUAUUAAUUGAUGGAUCUAUUAAAUCUCA
Messenger RNA from Ananas comosus (pineapple), 4384 nucleotides. RefSeq names its product DNA (cytosine-5)-methyltransferase CMT2-like. The coding region runs from base 122 to 3601 and encodes 1159 amino acids. The record is from RefSeq and is a predicted model, not a curated record. Gene Ontology annotation, molecular function: methyltransferase activity; chromatin binding. Gene Ontology annotation, cellular component: nucleus. NCBI's taxonomy places the organism in Eukaryota, Viridiplantae, Streptophyta, Magnoliopsida, Poales, Bromeliaceae. The transcript has 21 exons.